AUGUCAACUAAUGCUUUUUUGACAGGCUUGAGGUCUACUUGUUCUGCAGAAAGAAUCGGUUAUGAACUUUUCGAAGUGUUUAAAAAAGCAUCAAUAUUACAUACUUUGGAUCGUGAAUUUAAGUGUUUUGCAAAUAAAAAAAUGAGAACGGCGAAAAGAAUGUUUUCGAUUCAAGAACUUCGUUCAAGGUUAUUAAUGGACGCUUCUAUGAAUUUCCGCGACUCAAUGACUUCAUUUGCGACACUUCAUGAAGAUU
Messenger RNA from Dentiscutata heterogama, 256 nucleotides. The record is from the annotation of a GenBank genome assembly. NCBI's taxonomy places the organism in Eukaryota, Fungi, Glomeromycota, Glomeromycetes, Diversisporales, Gigasporaceae.